UUUUUUUUAAAAAGCAUGAAUGGCAGGCAUUCCCAGUAGUGAGAACUAUAUGAAGGAAGGUGGUCAUUUUGGGGAAAAAUGAAUGGUUUAAUUUGGCUGGAAUAUGAGGGACAGUAGGAAGAGAUGAGAUGGGAAGGUAUCUUGAGUAAGAUUUUGCAGGAAUGUGAAAGUCAACUCGAUAGAGAAGAUGGGCAGAUGGAAGAUACUUUGAUAGACCGUAGGAAGUCAAUGAAAGUUUUUGAGCAGAGGUGUAAUAUGAUGAAAAACAAAUUUACACCCAUCAGAGUCCCACUCAUACAUAUACUCAGUUUUCCAUUCAUACUCAAAUUAACCCCUCACCUACCCAUCCACCCCCCUCCUAGAGCUCCUGCGGCAGCUUGCCCUACCCCAGCUCCCUGGCUGGGCAGGGGAUGCACACAUGGUCUGCUCCCCUCUUGCUGUCUUUCCCCUUCCCUGCUUGGGGCUGGGAGGCAGGCCAGGGUUAGCUGAGGCUGGCUGGCAGGCAGCCUGGUGGUGCCAGGGAAAGCCUGCGCAGUGCCAGGUGGUGCCUUAAGUUCCAGGCUUACACCAUGACCCCGAUAACCUUGUGCCUACGCACACACCUGCCCUCACGCCACCCCAAUCCGGGCUAUGGUAUGGAGGAGGGGGCACAGGGCCAGGCAGAACGGAGGGACUUUGGCUCCAUCUCUACAAAAGGGAACUCUGUGAGUCAGCCUGCUCCCCUCCAGGCUUGCUCCUCCCCCACCCAGCUCCUGUUUCCAAUGCACGUACACCCCGUACACACCGUGUCUGGGACACCGUACAGUCAGCCACAUGGCUCCCCUGUGCCCUAGUCCCUGGCUCCCUCUGCAGAUCACAGCUCCUGCUCCAGGCCCCACUGUGCAACUGCUGCUGCUACUGCUGCUCUUGGUACCUACCCAUCCCCAGCGCCUAUCCCAGAUGCAGGGGACUCCCUCCAUGGGAGGAGAUUCAUCUGAGGAAGAUGAUCCACUGGGCGAGGAGGACCUGCCCAGUGAAGAGGAUCUGCCUGGAGAGGAGGACACGCCCGGAAUGAAGACUGAAGCAGAAGAGGACACCCCGAAGAUAGAGGAUCUACCCACUGUGGCUCCCAGGGCCACUCACGGGAAGAACAAAGGGGAUGACCACAGUCAUUGGCGCUAUGGAGGCGACCCGCCCUGGCCCCAGGUGUCCCCAACCUGCGCCGGCUGCUUCCAGUCCCCGGUGGACAUCCGCCCGGAGCACACGGCUUUUUGCCCCGCCCUGGGACCCCUGAAACUCCAGGGCUUUGGGCUCCCGCCUCUCCCCGAACUGCGCCUCCGAAACAAUGGCCACACCGCUGACUCUGCCUCCCGGGCUGGAGAUGGCCCUGGGUCCCGGGCGGGAGUACCGGGCCCUGCAGUUGCACCUGCACUGGGGGUCUGCGGGUCGCCCCGGCUCGGAGCACACGGUUGGCGGCCACCGUUUCCCUGCCGAGAUCCACGUGGUUCACCUCAGCACUGCAUUUGCCAAAGUCGAGGAGGCCUUGGGGCGCCCAGGGGGCCUGGCCGUCCUGGCCGCCUUUCUGCAGGAAGGCCCGGAAGAAAACGGCGCCUAUCAGCAGCUGCUGUCUCAUUUGGAAGAAGUCGCCGAGGCAGCGCUUUGGAGGGGGGCCAUCUAGGUGAGAUUCCAGCACAGGUCCUCUCCGCAGACUCAGAGACUUGGGUGCCAGGACUGGACGUAUCUGCACUGCUGCCCUCAGAUCUCAGCCGCUACUUCCGAUAUGAGGGGUCUCUGACCACACCCCCCUGUGCCCAAGGGGUCAUCUGGACUGUUUUCAACCAGACAGUGAGACUGAGUGCUAAGCAGCUCCACACCCUCUCUGACUCCCUGUGGGGACCUGAGGGCUCUCGGCUACAGCUGAACUUCCGAGCCACGCAGCCUUUGAAUGGGCGAACGAUCGAGGCCUCCUUCCCUACUGGAGCGGAGCGGACUGUUGAGACUGUUCAGCCAGUCCACCUGAACUCCUGCCUCGCUGCUGGUGACAUCCUGGCCCUGGUCUUUGGCAUUCUCUUUGCUGUGACCAGCCUUGCCUUCCUUGUGCAAAUGAAAAGGCAGCAAAAACAUCCAAGUGGGACCAAAGGGGCCGUUAGCUACCAUCCAGCAGAGGUCACGGAGACUGUGGCCUAGAGGCCUGGAACUUGGAGAAUGUGCAGAGAAGCCAGCCAGAGGAAUCUGAGAGGAGCUGGAGACUUUGGUCUGUCCUGCCUCUUACACCACUUCCUUUUUAGUCACCAAAGAUUUUUAAAAAAAUAAAUGUUUCUAAUAAAAUAUGUGGAAGGUAG
Molecule: messenger RNA, 2321 nt
Organism: Myotis davidii
Lineage: Eukaryota; Metazoa; Chordata; Mammalia; Chiroptera; Vespertilionidae
Gene: CA9
Product: carbonic anhydrase IX
Exons: 11
Coding region: 814-2166 (450 amino acids)
Cellular component (GO): plasma membrane
Molecular function (GO): zinc ion binding; carbonate dehydratase activity
Source: RefSeq, a predicted model, not a curated record